Molecule: messenger RNA, 567 nt
Organism: Protopolystoma xenopodis
Lineage: Eukaryota; Metazoa; Platyhelminthes; Monogenea; Polystomatidea; Polystomatidae
Source: the annotation of a GenBank genome assembly
GAGGAAGAGAGGCUUCUGGCGAUUGGUCAGACUCGGCUUUUGGUCGCUGAGCGAUUGCUUCAAUUCCAAAAUUUUUGUCGGUUGGCGCUCUCACAUGCCUCCGUGCAAACAUCAGCCCAAUCGGUCACCCAGCAACCGCGUCAACAACCACUUGAUCCGGCCUCCAUGCCGCCAGACGGUCUGGCUGACUCGGUUGUCAUGCUGCCCGAGCUCGCGUCAAAGUUUGUACCCUUCGAGCGUCAGAUACACGCUGAUGACAUAGCCGGAUUUUGGGCCCUGGUCAGCAUCCAAGUGGACCAAUUGCUUGCCAGUUUUGCUCGUCUUCUGCGCGACCCCUCGAAGACAACCCAACCAGAGGAGACGACUUUCACAAAAUCUGGUGUCAGAGUCCACAAGCGUCUGCCAGCCGUGAAUGCAAGCUGUGAACCUGUUUCCGUGACGAAUGAACAUGCCGCCAGAGUGGUCAGGACGAAGGAGAUGACGACGCGUGGUCAAUUCCCGGCUGGUGGUCAGGCGAAAAUCAGAAGUAAAAUAGGCGAAGAGGCAGCGGUGAGUAGUGCAAUUUAG